This is a messenger RNA of Schistosoma intercalatum, 696 nucleotides long. The record is from the annotation of a GenBank genome assembly. Lineage: Eukaryota; Metazoa; Platyhelminthes; Trematoda; Strigeidida; Schistosomatidae.
AUGAACCUGUGCUUUGUAUUUAGUUUAUUCAAAAUGAAAAUACCGAUGUUUGGCGGACUUCACAAAUUCCAUUCGUAUUCCUAUCUGCUUAUGCAAUCAUCAUUAUUCUCCCUAAGACUUCCAAAAUAUUCAAGCUUGCAAACUCGUUUGUUACAUUCGGGACACAAAACAGAAUUAUUUGGUGAUAAAAAAGAAUCUUGGGUACCCAUAUAUCGUUUCCGUUCCAUAAUUUUUCUACAGGCGAUCUCACAACUUAAAAUUAUAUUAACUGGCUCAUUAAUUUCUGGCUGUCCAGUAGCUAUAUACAAAUACCUACAUGAUCAAGUUUCUUCCUCAUUAGUUUAUACAUUUCUGGGUUGUGCCGCGUUUUCCCUGUGCAGUCUGAUUAUUUUCAGUUGGCUCAGCAUAAAAAUUGUGGGAGUCGUUAGUAUUCACAGAGAGUCUGGUCUAGUACGCAUCGGACAUUUAACAUUUUGGGGAAAACGUCAAAAUACAAUUUUGAAUUCAGGUCAAAUAGUCCCACCAUCGGAUCUUAACGAAACACCGGGAAAAAAAAGUUAUGUUCGUAUUGGGAUAAUUAAUGCAAAUCCCAAUUCCACAAAACCUUUGGGUAUUGGACGAACCUUUCUUCUAACUAGAGGGAGAUCGGAAAUAUUAGACAGAGAAAAAUUCAAGCAGAUUUUCGGAUUUAUAUGA